Molecule: messenger RNA, 2957 nt
Organism: Anolis carolinensis (green anole)
Lineage: Eukaryota; Metazoa; Chordata; Lepidosauria; Squamata; Anolidae
Gene: golga7b
Product: golgin A7 family member B
Exons: 5
Coding region: 16-1044 (342 amino acids)
Biological process (GO): protein targeting to membrane; peptidyl-L-cysteine S-palmitoylation
Cellular component (GO): palmitoyltransferase complex
Source: RefSeq, a predicted model, not a curated record
AACAGACUGAGACCGAUGCCAGGAAGCCGCCCGGUUCGGCGCAGCUUCCAGAGUCUUAAUGAGGCCGAUGGAAAAGGCCGAGAGGAAGACCCGAUGGAGAGGGCCGAGAGAAGGCCCGAGGGGGGGGGGAGCGGAGGCCGCCCGGUUCGGCGCGCGCCCCACCGCCGGAGAGGAGGCAGCUGGAGCUGGGAUGGGGGUAGGCCUCCCCAAACAACGGGCCCAAGCCGGCGAGCAGCUCCGAGAGGUCGCCCGGUCCGGCGCGGCCCCCACGGCCGAGGGUGGAGGGAAGGGAGGAGGCCCAGUCAAGGGUGGAAGGAAGGAAGGAAGCCUAGCCGAGGCUGCCCGGUCCGGCGCGACUUCAAACACACCAAAAGCGCUAGGGCAGUCGUCUCACGCUCACCAUUCCUGCCGCCGCCAGCCGCCAGCAACUCCACGCUGCAAACUCAAGCGGCUCUCAAGGUUCUCCGGAUGCACCUUUGGAAUGGCGGACAGGACUCCUCUCUCCUCCUCCUCUCCUCGCGGACGGAGCCCUCGGAACAGUUCAAUAACCUCACAGUCCACAAUCUCCAAGAACUACGGCAAAGUGCUUCAUUGGCCACCAAGGUCUUUGUACAACGGGAUUACAGUGAUGGGACCAUCUGCCAGUUCCAAACCAAAUUUCCCCCAGAGCUGGACAGUCGGAUUGAACGGCACCUUUUUGAGGAUACAGUAAAGACCCUCAACAACUUCUAUGCAGAGGCUGAGAAAAUUGGAGGCAGUUCCUAUCUGGAGGGAUGCCUGGCCUGCGCGACAGCCUAUUUCAUCUUCCUUUGCAUGGAAACCCAUUAUGAGAAGGUUUUGAAGAAGAUAUCCAAGUAUAUCCAAGAGCAGAAUGAGAAAAUUUAUGCUCCACGAGGGUUAUUGCUGACAGACCCAGUGGAACGAGGCAUGCGAGUUAUUGAGAUUUCCAUCUAUGAGGAUCGUUGCAGCAGUUCCAGUUCAGGAAGCUCCAGCAGCGCCAGCAGCAGUGCUGGGGGCGGGGGCGGAGGAGCUGGGGGUCGGUGACUGGCACAGAGUCCCGGCAGGGACUUGUACUGCCGGGACGAUGGUGUCUCCGAGAUCCGUCGACUGCGUUAUCAGAGCACGCGCUUCUGAGCAACCCCGGGGUGGGUGGGUGGGAGGCCAGCAAGGAGUGUCGCAAUACUCUUGAGUUUGCCGUGACUCCCAAGGGAAAUGCCGCUCUUAGGGAAAGCGCGGCCUCUGCCUUGGUGGGGGUCAUCCCCUUCCUCCAAGGAUCCCACUCCUUGUGGCUUAAGCCUUGAUAGCCUGUGGCAGUGACACUUCCUAUGGGUUUCUGGUGACAUUGUGCCACUCCAGAUGCCCAGAUGUGUUGUUGCCUUUGCUCUGUCCCCAUCACAAGCUGUAGGUCCAUCAUCCCAAGUUAUGAUCUCUUCUUGCUAAAUGUCAAACGUCUUAGCAAGGAUGAAUCCAGCACAGUGUGCUGGGAUGGGAUGGGGCUGGCUGAGGGGACUGGUGUGUUUGGGACCCUGUUAUAACUAUUUCCCCAAGCAGCACCAUCCAAUUCCCCCUAAACAUUGCACUGACAUGUCAUCUUAGCUACUGCCUUUGUCUGCUGCUUUCUGCAUGUCACUCCCCUGGUGCUGAAGGCAUGCUGCGUGCUUAGCGCAUUUGAUGCCCACAGUGCUAUGGGGCAGCUGCCUCUGCAAGUGCCUACAUCCCCUCCCCCAACGUAGAGUCUGGGCACCUGCAAUGGCAAAAGUGUGCCUCUUGCUGAUGGCAUCAUAAAACACGCCCAAUGCCCUGGAUCUUUACAGGGCAUUCUAUGGUGCUAGAGGAGAAUGGGUGUGUGCUUAAUAGAAGGUGGGACACACUGAAGCUGCUCCGGGGAUGAUUGGGGAAGUGACCGGCAAGUAGUGACUAGCUCAGCCCAGUUUAGCCAAGAAGCAUCUUCAGGGAACGUGUGUAAAUAUUUAAUAUAGCCCUAGUCACUAAAGUUCCAACCCCACUUCCAAAAUCCCCUAUUGCAUUGUUUUCUUGCAAAGAAGAUGAAAAGAAAGGGGGAAUCGAAUCCCAAGGUGGGCAUAGAUAUGCUUUUUUGAAAAAAACACUGCAAUGCUUUACCUUUCCCACUAUGCUCUGGUGUUGUGCAGCAUCAUCCGAUCUCCUGCAUGCACAGGUUGCUUUCUUGCUGCAUGUCCUCCUUCCUGUUCCUCACCCCACCCCUGGUGUAUAUAUUGCUUUGGAUAUAUAUAUAUAUAUAUAUAUAUAUAUAUAUAUAUAUAUAUAUUCUUUUGGACACCAGUGCUUUAACACCACUUCUCUGAGAUCCCGCAAUAUCAUUCUGUGUAACACGAUGGGAAGGUAAAGAGAGAAGAUUGUCCCAAGCUGCCCAAUGAACAGGUAUCUCAAUCAGGAAUGAAGUCUGUCCCAGCCCAAUUUUAGCAAUAAACUGUAGCGCCUCAAAUGCUUCCAACUUCUCACACACUACAUACCUCCUCCUCUUGCCACAAGGAAAUUAUUUUUCAUGCCCCUCUGGGCAAGGAGAGGUUUAUCCUGUGGAGAGUAGAUACCUGAAUACUAUUAAGGUAGAAACGGGAAUUGUAUGCUUGGCCUAGACACUCUGCUGUGACUCAGCUACAUCAUUAGUACUCUCAAAACAUACUGAAUUCAGAGAGAGGCUUCCUUUUUGGUUGACAGGGAGGGAUUUGGCGAAUGAGCCAACCCUGUUUUGUGCUCCAGGGUAAUGGAAGAGUUUCAGGGGCCAUGACAGAGGCACAGAGGUUUUAGGCCAGUAGGGUCCCGGGAGGGCUUUCCUCUGUGCCAAGAUGCCUUGAACAGCUGCUUCCUGUGCCAUACUUUGGGUAUCACUUGUGCCACAUGAAUCUGGUGAUGAUUGUAUCCCACUGUCUCUAUAUGGAAACCUCUGAUAAUAAAUGCCAAGUGAGAAUCAACCAACA